UCCGCUCCUGCGUUCAAAGAGGAAGUCCCACUGCUCCAUCAUGUCUUCUCUAUUUUUGUGACUUCAACCUGUUUGUUUAACGCUGCAAUACAGCCGGAAGGCGGCCGCCCAGCUGUCGGUAUGUCAAUGUCAACGUUUCAAAAGGUGACCCUCGCGACGUGCCUCGUGCUGUGCGUCGCGCUGCUGCUUCCCAAGAUGCUGCUGUCCAGGGGGAAGAAGGAUGCUGCCGAGCGGCCAGAAGGCUCAGGUCAUUUCCCUCCCAUGAUGCACCGGCAGGUGGCUCCAGAGGGCCGUAGCCAGAGGGCAGCGGGGUCCGGGUUCUCGAGGGCCCAUAACUCUGAUUCCAUGUCCAGGGCUAAAGGAGCCGGGACAGGAACCGGGACCGGAGGCAAAUCCAACCUGGCGGGACAGAUUAUCCCCGUGUACGGCUUUGGGAUCUUACUCUACAUCCUCUACAUUUUAUUUAAGAUCACAUCUAAAGGGAACAACAAGCCGUCAGCUAGAAGGUGUCUUCCACAUCGAUCUGAGAAUAUGAAGAGGAAGAUCACUGACUUCGAGCUGGCCCAGCUGCAGGAGAAGCUCAGGGCGACGGAGCUGGUGAUGGAGAACAUCGUCUCCAGCGCCCACCACAGUCCUGACAGGGUGACGGGGGUCACCGCCGACCAGGAGGAGAGUCUGCUGCAGCAGCUGUCAGAGAUAACCAGAGUGAUGCAGGAGGGUCAGCUGGUGGACGGGAUCCUGCCGGAGAAGAAGGUCCAGGAAGGCUGGGAGGACUAUCCAGAGGAACCUCGCCCGUGUUGGGACGGUGCCCAGUGCUGCUGUCAGCACAGCCCAGAAGGAGAACCUGAUGCAGACAGAACAGAAGAGGCUUCAGACAACCAGGUGGAAAACCUUCUGGGAGGUUUUAAAGGUCAAGAGUCUGGAGACACUGAAGAAAGAGUAAAAGAGGAGGAGACAGAGCAUCAGCACAACAUGGAAGGUGCUCAGCCUGACCUGGCCGGGGUCCUCAAGGAGCUGGAGCUCACCCUGAAGGUGACCUCCAUGUUGGAGCAGGAGAAAAUCCACGAGCUCAACCGACCUGCGGCGACGGAAACAUCCGGUGGCUCAGUGAGACGGAGGAACAAGAGAAGGAAGGCCAAGAAAGCAGCACCCUGACUCUCCCAUGAGGCUUAGCAACGUUAGCUCGGGCUUUAGGAGCUCUCAGCAGAUUGGCCGUAGCAUGGCAGCUGGUGUUAGCAUGACAACACCAGCCAUGGUCAUCUUUGCUUGAACUGGAAGAGAGCAGAACCUGAGCGUCAGGAAAGGCUCUACCUGAAGGUUUGGUAUCGUAAAGUAGCAUUUAAAUGAACCGUUUAAUAAGCUAAGUUCAUACUGUAACACCGACAUUAACCCAGCAACCUGUUUAUGGGAUUUACUAUUUCUGACAAAAACUGUCAGCCAAUCAUCACUGGUGUAUUAAAUUUGGGCUUUUAUUGAUUUAUUUGAAAUGUUCUGUUUAGAAGUCGGGCCGGACCGAGGCAUAAGCAAUAACAUGCUGCUGCAUAAAAGAACUUGGUAUCACACAGAGCAGGUUGAUCUGGGCAGGAGUUGUUCACCUAUGAAGGCAAAUGUUUAGAAUUGGAAAGUUACGUCAACAAUAAGCUAUAAUUUAUUACUUCAUCACCAUCUAAAAUUGUUAAAAGCUCAAGUUU
Poecilia reticulata (guppy) is the source of this 1691-nucleotide messenger RNA. It is a transcript of the gene ric3b, whose product is annotated as RIC3 acetylcholine receptor chaperone b. Gene Ontology annotation, biological process: protein localization to cell surface; synaptic transmission, cholinergic. Gene Ontology annotation, cellular component: neuronal cell body; intracellular membrane-bounded organelle; neuron projection. The record is from RefSeq and is a predicted model, not a curated record. NCBI's taxonomy places the organism in Eukaryota, Metazoa, Chordata, Actinopteri, Cyprinodontiformes, Poeciliidae.